AAAAUUCGAGGCAAGAUUCACAACGACCAGAGGUCUGCGCAACGCAUUGUUUCCUUUCUCAACCCCCAGGUUCUCUAUGCCGGUGUAGACAAAAUUCCUCUUGCCUUCUCUUUUCCGGUCGCUCUGUAGUGCGUGUCAGCUGCAGGAUGAAGCAGAUCGUCACCAACCAAACAGUCAAAAUCCCUGAGGGAUUGACUGUCUCCGUGAAGUCGCGGACAGUCACUGUCAAGGGACCACGAGGUGUCUUGAAACGAUCUUUCAAACACUUGGCACUUGACAUUCACAUGGUAAACCCGAGGCUAUUGAAAGUUGAGAAAUGGUUUGGAACCAAAAAGGAGCUGGCUGCUGUGCGCACCGUCUGCUCGCACAUUGAAAACUUGUUGAAGGGUGUGACUAAGGGGUACCAGUACAAAAUGCGUGCAGUAUAUGCCCAUUUCCCCAUAAACUGCGUCACGACAGAAAACAACUCUGUAAUUGAAAUUCGUAAUUUCCUUGGUGAGAAAUUCAUCCGACGAGUCAAGAUGGCUAACGGUGUCACUGUAGCUAACUCGGCCAAACAAAAGGAUGAACUAAUUCUGGAAGGAAAUUCUUUGGAAGAUGUUUCCAGAUCUGCUGCACUAAUCCAGCAAUCCACGACCGUGAAAAAUAAGGAUAUCAGAAAAUUCUUGGACGGUCUAUAUGUUUCUGAGAAAACCACAGUUGUACAAGAUGCCGAAUAAAAACUUUUGACGCACUGAA
Messenger RNA from Neodiprion fabricii, 738 nucleotides. RefSeq names its product 60S ribosomal protein L9 (gene RpL9). The record is from RefSeq and is a predicted model, not a curated record. Gene Ontology annotation, cellular component: cytosolic large ribosomal subunit; ribosome. Gene Ontology annotation, molecular function: rRNA binding; structural constituent of ribosome. Gene Ontology annotation, biological process: cytoplasmic translation. Bases 147 to 719 code for a protein of 190 amino acids. The transcript is spliced from 4 exons. Lineage: Eukaryota; Metazoa; Arthropoda; Insecta; Hymenoptera; Diprionidae.